GCGGCUUGAAUCACGCUCGAGCUAUCGCCUCCGGUCUCGCGAGACUAGGUCUUUCAGCGCGUGUACUUUGUCGUGUGCACGGAGGGUCACUGAGCAGCUAGAAGAUGGCGGAUACAUUCGAUAACGGGGACGAUAUGGAGCUGCCCGUCGGGAUAGAAGCGGUAAACCGUUUAAUCCGAGAAAAUGGUCACCUUUUCUCUGAUGGGCACUGUAAAGUGUGCAGUGCUGUUUUGAUUUCAGAGUCGCAGAAACUUGCACAUUAUCAGAGCAGGAAACAUUCAAGUAAAUAUCAACGGUACUUGACCAUUCACCAGACAGAGGGUGUUGCACCAGCAAAAAGAAGAGCUGAGACUGCUUUGGACGCUGGUGAGGAGACCGAUAGGAAUAAGUGCUGCCCAGUCUGCAACAUGACCUUUUCAUCUCCUGUGGUUGCUGCAUCCCACUAUGAAGGAAAAACGCAUGCAAAAAAUCUGAAGCUGAAGUUACAGGGUGGAGUUAAGGAAGGAAUACCUCUUCCCAAGAAGCCUCGCCUAGCGCCACCUGCUCCCGAAAAAAAUGCAGGGACAGGGAUAAUUGAUCGAUCGGACCCUGAAAAGUUUUGCCAGCUCUGCAAUGCCACAUUUAACAAUCCUCAUAUGGCACAACAGCAUUAUGCGGGCAAGAAACAUAAGAAGCAGGAGACCAAGAACAAGCUUAUGACUAUAUAUACCAGCUGUGGGAAUGCUCUGCCGCAAAGUACACCUCUCAAACCUCUAACGCCAGGCUCUGCUUCAACUGGGAACGGCUUCACCUGUGACAUAUGCGAUAUUGUUGUGAAUUCUAUAGCACAGUAUGAGGCUCACAUCAGUGGUUCAAAACACAAGACCAAGGUAACGUCAACGGUAACUACACCUGUGGACAGAUUUUCAACUUUUAAUUCUAUGGGUCCUUAUUCAGCUAGAGGUCCCUCAUCCAGAUUCUCCUCUUCAGCAAGUCAUUUUCCAUCAUCUGGCUUUUCUUCAGCACCUCCGAAUAUUGGCACUACACCUCCUCCCAGGAAAGAACUUAUGUUUCAAAGGUCAUCUGGUUUUGGUUCGGGAUUACUAUCGCUGCCCCCUUAUGCAUCACCAAGCUAUGCAUCACCAAGCUAUGCAUCACCAAGCUAUGCUCGCAAAGAUCUGACAAGACCAGGGGGCUACCAAUACUUUGACCAAGGCUACUAGAUCAAGCGGUCUGUGUUGUUUUUGGCCGCUUCAGUGCUGUGGAACCAAUGAUUCGGAAAUGAAAAUGAAUGUGUUGUCUCACCUCAACCCUUAUUCUGUUCCUAUCCUGUGGAAACAGUACUUAAACAGGAACUGGCUACUCCCUGAACAACGUUUAGAACAGAUAAAGCUCUGUUACAUUUCAGUUUGUUUUUGUUUUUUUAAUUGUAAACUCACUGAGUGCAGUGAACAUUUUUUUUUUUUAAUAUAGUACUGAUCCACAUUAAAUGGUUCAUAAAUUAGAACUUACCUCCACCCCCAGCAAAACAUCCUGUCCUUGCUACGUGGGGAUCGCAAUACUAAUAAAAAGAGGUGUGAUUUUAGCACUUCUGUAAAAGUGGGAAUGGAGGAAUAGUUCUUGUUUACCACCCCUUUUACAAUUUGAUUUACAGAAAUUAGAUUAUUGAAGGAGAGUUCCUCAAAAACUCCAGUUAGUCAAGUUAAGUUCAACUCCAGCCCAAACUUUUUUUAGUUUAGAGUGGGGAACAUACAAACCUUACAGAUAUUCUAACAUUUUCCAACUGUCCUGUAAAAUUUGCUUUCAUUGCCACCUCUUUCCCAAUUUUCAAAUGAUAUUCCACUAAGAUCUUUAAAUGACCUCUGAGCUACCAAUCAGAUUCAGACCUUCCCUGAGACCAUGUUCCUAAAGCUAAACUUGGCUGUUAAGAAAAAAAAAAAAAGUUCCUACAACUAUCCCCUAAUUGCACAUUCCAACUGUUCUGAACAAUACAAGCUGCCUAUAGAUUGCUAUGUAUAAAUCUGCAAAAAAAAAAAAAAAAAAACCCCACCAAAAACAAAGGUAGGAAAUAUUUUCCUAUUAAUUGUAUGCAGUGUUGAACGUAUAACAAAAGUAUAGUGGGGGUUUCUCAAUUUUGAUUGUAAAAGUGGAAACACACUUUUGAAAAAGUUCUCCCACCUACUGAUACCUUGCCCCGUUCUUCUACUCUAGCUAAGGCAAAAUUCCUGUUGCUUUCAAGUAUGGAGGCCCGAACACUGUCACAUAACAGAGGGGACUACUUUAAAGAACAUAUUCAGCUCCCCCCCCCCCCCAAUUUUUUGUUUUCCUUUAUUUACCUGAUACUGUGUUCUGCACAGCACAGAUACUCACCGAGCUAGCAGAUCCAGCAUUGACCUGCUGGUAUCCUCCUCUCUGCAGCCGCUGCAUUGAUGUGACGCUGCCAUGUUGCCGCCUGACAGCUGACGAUUCUUCCAGGUGCAGGCGCGCUAGGCCCGCACCCCCUCUUCCUUACUGAAAGGGACUGUACAUCAUGCAUCUCAGGUGGUCGGGGUACUGUCAUCAUUCGCCUAGGAUAAGUGAAUGCCGGAAGAUGGAGGGUGGGCCCGAGGCUUUUGGCAAAAAAAAAAA
This is a messenger RNA of Rana temporaria (common frog), 2607 nucleotides long. RefSeq names its product zinc finger protein 346 (gene ZNF346). Gene Ontology annotation, molecular function: double-stranded RNA binding; zinc ion binding. Lineage: Eukaryota; Metazoa; Chordata; Amphibia; Anura; Ranidae. The record is from RefSeq and is a predicted model, not a curated record. The transcript has 7 exons. The coding region runs from base 105 to 1202 and encodes 365 amino acids.